AUGACUCAAAUGCUGCGAGAGAAUGUGAAAAAGAACGGAGAAAUGAACCUCCCUUAUCUGAGUAAAAGUGAGGAUCUGCUGAGACAGACGGAAUCGGAGCGGGAGACGAUUGUCUGGGAAUGGAAAGAGCUGCAAAGGUUUCUCCGAGACCAAGAGGAGCUCCUGCUGAGGCAGUUGGAAGAGCUGGAGAAGGACAUCAUCGCCAGGAGAGAUGAGCACCUUUCCAGGAACGGAGAACACGGCGGAGGAGAGGAGCCUCUGUCGAAGCCCGUUUCCUUCGAGGAGGUCGCCGUCUGCUUCUCCAAGGGAGAAUGGUCUCUCUUGGGCCCCAGUCAGAGAGUUUUGUACAAGGAAGUGAUGCAGGAGAAUUAUGAAAAUGUGACCUCUCUCGUUAUCUCGCUCACUGGUUUGGGUCCAAACUCCUGGAUGGAGGAAGAAGAUGAGGCCAUUUUGGGUCUACGCUCUCAACUUUCUGAGAAAGGGAUCAAUCAAGUUGUCAGCAUUGCAGGUGGGAAAAAUGGAAGUAUGGGUCAUUGUGAUUACACAGAGGAGCCCACAACUUCUCAGCGCAAAUCUGACAGACAGAAGGAAGCUGGACAAAAGACCAAAGAAGCGAAAUCCAUUCUUUCUCCCGCUGACCGUCAAAAUACCAGCAAAGUCCUCCUUCACCCAGGAACCGGCAAAGGAAGGAAACCGAAACCAUGUCCCAAAUGCGGGAAGGAAUUUACUCAGAGUCUCCUCCUCCUGAAACACAAGCAGAUGCACCAAAGGACCACGCCCUACCAGUGUUCGGAGUGCGGGAAGGUCUUCAGCCAGCGCGCCCAUCUUACCAAACACAAGAAAGCGCACAAAAAGGAGAAACUGUUCAAGUGCUCCGACUGCGGGAAAACGUUCCAUCGGAGCUCCCAUUUCCAUUCCCACCAACGGACCCACAGAGGGAUCAAACCUUUCAAGUGUUCGGAUUGCGGGAAGAGUUACACCCGGAUGCCCGACCUCCGGAGGCACCAGAAAUCCCACACGGGAGAGAAGUCGCACAAAUGCUCCGACUGCGGGAAGAGCUUCGGCUUGUACUCCUCGCUCGUCAAGCACGAAAGGAUCCACACGGGGGACAAGCCGUACAAGUGCACCCACUGCCCCAAGAGUUUCUGCCAGAGGACCCAUCUCAUUGUGCACAAGAGGACCCACACGAAAGACAGGCCCUUCAAAUGCUCGCGUUGCAAGGCCGGCUUCGUUCAGAAGGCCCACCUGAUCUCGCACCAGAGAUCCCACACGGGGGAAAAACCCUUCUGUUGCCACAGCUGCGGCAAAAGCUUCAAACGCAACUCCACCCGCGUGAAACACGAGAAAAGACACGAGAAGACGAGCGCGGAGCCUUCGCUCCCUCUCAAGGCUUCCCCGUCAACGCUUCCUCUCAACGCCCCGCUUCCUCUCAACGCUCCGCUUCCUGUCAAUGCUCCCCCCGCUCAAAGACCAAGCUGGAGGUCCAGAUUGAGAACCGUGGGAAGACUUGCUUUAGAUACCAUAGAAUCGAGCUACUUGCAGGGCUACCUGCUCCCCUCAACCUCUGCCUGCCCCAUGCAUUCCCAUAUGGACAUGCCCUAUGCUCCAGAUCUCUGCUGA
Thamnophis elegans (Western terrestrial garter snake) is the source of this 1620-nucleotide messenger RNA. Its product is annotated as zinc finger protein 436-like. Bases 1 to 1620 code for a protein of 539 amino acids. The record is from RefSeq and is a predicted model, not a curated record. NCBI's taxonomy places the organism in Eukaryota, Metazoa, Chordata, Lepidosauria, Squamata, Natricidae. The transcript is spliced from 6 exons. Gene Ontology annotation, biological process: regulation of DNA-templated transcription.